Messenger RNA from Fraxinus pennsylvanica, 402 nucleotides. NCBI's taxonomy places the organism in Eukaryota, Viridiplantae, Streptophyta, Magnoliopsida, Lamiales, Oleaceae. The record is from the annotation of a GenBank genome assembly.
AUGCCGACUGAAAACUUGUCUGUGUGUGUAUAUGUUGAGAAGAAAUCUUCUGGAUCCUUGGACCCCUGGGACAUUCCUGGUACGCCUGAUUUUGAUUCAUGUGAUUAUUCUCAACAAUCUCCUUCUACAGAUAGAAUUGUGAAGGUGGAGAAAAUAGACAGACUCAACAUGAAGCUCAUGAUUUUACGAAGGAAAAAUGUUGUAGUGACUGGGAGGAUUGGGCCGGCAACAGUAAUGCAUCUGGAUCAGAAUGAUAAGAAGAUGUGCAAUGGUGGCAUGGGCAAUGUGAGUUUUGCCAAAGGUUCUAAAAUGCACAAGAAUAACAACUCAAAUGUUGAAGUUUCUGAUGAUGAUGACUUUGCAUCACUUAAUAUUGGUUUGCCUGGCUUUGCAUCACUAUAA